CAACUGUCAAAGCAUCAGGAGCGAAUAAUGACAAGCAGCUGCCACAACUAAUUCGCGAAAAGUCAAUUUGGUGAAAGUGUUUGUGUUAUUAUCAGAAAAACUGCUGAAAAUUUGUUUCAUAUUUCAAGUAUUUAUACAUUUUCUAUAGUUAGUUGUAUUAUAUUCAUCAAAACAAAGGAAAAAUGUUGGACAUCAAGUGAUUACUGAUAAGUUUUUAAAAUGCAAAGUGCUACAGUGAAAGAAAAAUCGCAAUUAUACAUACAUACAUAUAUGCGCAGAUAAAUCAUUGUGUGUGAAGUGAAGAUUUUGAUGACGAGUGUGAAAGAGCAACAGCUGAAAAGUUAAAUAAGCAAUUUUAUCAUUUGUGUGGUGGCGAAUUCGGAUAUUGUGUUUUAAAUUGGUUACAAAGUGGUGCUUUUGAUCCAGUGCAAAUAGGAUAAUCAUCCAAAAUGCGUUCCACCAUAGAAUUUGAGGAGUGUCUUAAGGAUUCACCCCGUUUUCGACAAUUCAUUUCCAAGGAAGAAACUGAUAUUGAACAUUUGGAGCAACGGCUUGAGAAAAUAAUCAAACUCUGCACUGUGGCUGUGGACUCAGGCAAGGAGUAUGUAAAGAACCAGAGCGCCUUCGCUAUGUCCUUAUGGGAUUUGCAGCAACAUUUUGCCGAUAAUAAGAACGCGCACAAUGCUUUGGGCAAACUGAUACACUGUUUUCAGGAAAUGAACAAGUUUCAUACCAUUCUAUUGGAUCAAGCGAGUCGCACGGUUUUGAAGAACCUCAAAGUAUUCGUCAAAGACGACAUCAAUCAAGUUAAGGACUAUAAAGGACACUUCCUCAAGGUAUCCGAGGGUUACGAUAAUGCGCUCAUAAAAAAUGCACAGGCAAGCAAGAAUCGGCCACAAGAAGUACAAGAGGCAGCUAACAUAUUAUCAGCUAGUAAAUCAUGCUUUCAACACACCGCAUUAGACUAUGUAAAUUAUAUAACUUUAGUACAAUCGCGUAAGGUUCCAUCGAUUUUAUCAACGCUCGUAGACUACUAUCAGGCUUGCGUUACCUACUACCAUCAAGGUUUCGAUUUGUGCAACGAUUUUGAUGAGUUCUUCAAAAAUAUAACGGAAGAUUUGAAUUGUUUACGCGGUGACUAUCAACAAUUAGAGAAGGCCAUGCAGAACCGCCACAUGAGUGUGAACAAUUUUAGUGAUACAAAUACGAAUAGCACUUCCAAUAAAAUCGAAGGCUAUUUAUUCAAGAAAAAAUCGAAAGGAUUCAAAACAUGGUGCCGUCGUUGGUUCUAUUUGAGCAAUAAUCAGCUAGUCUAUAGUGAUUUGGAUUCGAAUUGCAGAAAACGCAGUAAUGAGGAUUCAUUCUCCGUUAUGGAGGAGGAUUUGCGCAUUUGUACGGUGCGUCCCGUCAACGAUGGCGAUCGUCGCUUCUGCUUCGAAGUUAUUUCGCCAACAAAAUCGCACAUUUUGCAAGCAGACUCCGCUGAUAUGUUGUCGCUGUGGAUUUCGGCGUUGCAGAAAAGCAUUGGCGCUGCCAUACAGCACGACAGCCAACAUUCCAGACCACAGUCGUCGCUGGCGACGAAUGCACUCAAUGCGAAGCGGAAAAUUCACUGGGAGCAAUUCCUAAAAAUUCCCGGUAAUUCGCAAUGCUGCGAUUGUCGCGGCUCCGAUCCGCGUUGGGCCUCCAUCAAUUUGGGUAUAACGCUGUGCAUAGAAUGCUCCGGUGUGCAUCGCAGUCUCGGCGUGCACUACAGCAAGGUGCGUUCGCUUACGCUCGACGCCUGGGAGACGGAGAACGUGAAGGUGAUGAUGGAAUUGGGCAAUAAUGUGGUGAAUCGCAUUUACGAGGCACGUAUCGGCGAUAAUUGUGAACUGAAAGCGGCCACAGAGAAUUGCGAUAUUAGUGUGCGCGAGGCGUGGAUAAAGGCGAAAUAUGUGGAAAAGCGUUUCGUGUGUGCCAUGCCGAAACCGCAAGAGUUGCUCGCCAGCGAAACUGCUGAAGUGCUCUCCAUUGAUAGUGGCGGUGACGGUGGCGGCGGUGGAGGUGCUGAUGCUGAGGAGCCACGUAGCUUGAGUAAGACCACAACGCUUUCGUUGGGUGCACGCAAAUGGGCGGUUAAGAAAUAUCGCCGUCGCCGGCAUCGUGACCGGCAUCGUUCUAGCUCGAAGUCUGACGAUGAUGACGAGUCGAUAAAUCUUCCCUCGCUCUCGUUGAGUAUUUCACGUGAAGAUUUGAUGUUAAUCGGCGAUGAUUUAGCGCUGGAAUCGGACGAAACGCCCGCCAUUCUAGGCUCGGAUCAAGAGUCCACCGAUGGCGAAGUCGAACCGGAAAUAUUAGAUGAGGUGCCCUUUUCCAAACUCGAUGCGAAUCUCAUGUUGUACAAAGCGGCGGCGGUGCAUAAUUUGCCUGUGAUGUGCAUGGCCUAUGCACUGGGUGUCAAUAAACACUGGAAGAAUCCGAACGAUCACAAUCGCACAUAUUUGCAUCAGGCGGUGCUGUCGGGCUCAGUAAUGGCAUGCGAGUACUUAUUGUUGAAUGGCGUGCCUAUCGAUGCGGCCGACGACAAUGGUGAGACGGCGUUACACAUGUCCACCGCACGAGGUUACAUAGCGCAGGUGUAUUUGCUGCUUAAACACAAAGCCAAAUAUGACACCGAAUCGAAUGAGGGCAAAAAACCGCUCGACAUAGCGGUGGAUCAACGCAAUGCCGACAUUGUGACACUCUUGCGUCUGACGCGCUUGAACGACGAGAUCGGCAUGAAUGACGAAGGAAAUGGCGAAGAUGAAACCUAUAAAGAUGUUAUGAAAGACUUUUCCAAUUUUGCAUCAAGUCAACCACGCAUGUUGCGCAAUCGCAACGACACCAAUACACUCGAAUCACAACGUUCUUCCCUCACCAAUUCGGACUAGUCCGUACGACAGCAGCAAAAUGCGUCGAUUACAAAAAAAUAAUUAUUAAAAUAAAUAUAUACAUAUAUAUAUUUAAUGCAACUGCAAGCAAGCAUAGCGGAGUGCACUCGAAAAUUGACAAAAAGAAAAACACAAAUAUGAUUAUUGGAUAAACAAAUAUUAGCCGCUUUUGGUGUACACAUACAAACAUAAAAUGAACGUAAAUUAAAUUAAAUUACUGAACUUAACACAAAAUAUGACUGUCUACAUGUAGGCGUGCGUCGUUGAGCACAAUAUACAUACAUAUAUUAAAGUAUUUUGAAUAUUUGUACCUACUAUAUUACGUAUACAUAUACAUAUACAAACAUAUUUAGCAGCGUAUGUAUGUAUGCUCAUAAUUCGCAUGAUCAAAAUACAUACUCUAGCAUACAUAGUGCUGUAGCGCAAUCAAAAAAAAAAAAAACAGAAUAAUGUGAAAAAAUAUGAAUUUAGACAAUUUUAUAUUUCGUGUAAUAGUUCGUCAGCGGCUGACUCGUUUCAAAUGUAAAGUAUAAAAAUUUGUGUGUUUAAGAAGAUUUUUGCCAAAAAUUGUUGCUAUUUAUACUAUUGUUUUUGAGGGAUAUCAAACUGUAAAUCUCUAUUGUUCGUUGUUAUUCACUGAAAAAUGUUUGUUGCAUUCACAUUCAAUAAUUUCAAUUGCCUCAUGCAUUUAGUUAAACGAAACGCUUGUGCAGACUUGUAUUUUGUUGCAGGAAAGUAAGAGAAUCUUAUCUUAUUCAAAA
Bactrocera dorsalis (oriental fruit fly) is the source of this 3673-nucleotide messenger RNA. It is a transcript of the gene CenB1A, whose product is annotated as arf-GAP with coiled-coil, ANK repeat and PH domain-containing protein 2. Bases 450 to 2912 code for a protein of 820 amino acids. The record is from RefSeq and is a predicted model, not a curated record. The transcript has 11 exons. NCBI's taxonomy places the organism in Eukaryota, Metazoa, Arthropoda, Insecta, Diptera, Tephritidae. Gene Ontology annotation, molecular function: GTPase activator activity; protein binding. Gene Ontology annotation, cellular component: cytoplasm.